Melanaphis sacchari is the source of this 2604-nucleotide messenger RNA. Its product is annotated as homeobox protein OTX1-like. The record is from RefSeq and is a predicted model, not a curated record. Gene Ontology annotation, biological process: regulation of transcription by RNA polymerase II. NCBI's taxonomy places the organism in Eukaryota, Metazoa, Arthropoda, Insecta, Hemiptera, Aphididae. Gene Ontology annotation, molecular function: RNA polymerase II cis-regulatory region sequence-specific DNA binding; DNA-binding transcription factor activity, RNA polymerase II-specific. Gene Ontology annotation, cellular component: nucleus. The transcript has 8 exons. The coding region runs from base 638 to 1942 and encodes 434 amino acids.
ACCGCGCAUUACGACGAGCAGUUUACAGCGAUCGGCCCGUACAAUCACGUCGUCGUCGUUGCCGUAGUCGUCGCCGUCUGCCGUUGUUGUGUCAUAUUUUGAGACGGUGGUCUCGGCGGUCCGAACGUUCUCAUUGCGCGCGUCGCACACGCCGUAAUUAUUCAUAAAUAUAAUACAUUUUUUUUUUCUUUUUUAAACACGAGAGUCGAAGUUUUCGUUCACGUAAUAUAAAUAAAAAUAUCGACUUUGACCGAUAAUUCCGUGUCUUCGUCACCGCCGCCACCAUAUUCGACUGCGUACGACGCGACGUUCUCCGCCCAAAUCACACAGGCGCCGUACAACCCGUUGUUUACGUGACUAGAGCACACAAACACACAGACGGCCCCGAGACAGCUCCCGUUCGUCCGCCGCCGCGUCGUCAGCCGAUGUCAACUGCAGCACGGCGCUGUAGUCACGCCGCCGUAAUCGGCCGCCGACGUCGCCGCCGCCGAAUCUCUCCCGUGCUGCCGCUGUUUGUCGCCGUCGCCGCCGCCGAUUCGCCUAGGACUAGUUGUAGAAGCGACCGCCGCCGCCGCUGUCGUUCCGACUGAACAUCUGACCGACGACUACAAACUGUACGGGGUGUCAUCGACAUCUUAUGUGGCCAAAUAGCCUGUCAUCUGGAUGCAGCCAGGAGAGCGGCGGGGAGUUGGGCGGUUUCCCUGCUACUGCCGCGGCCGCAGCGUUUGCCGCCGCGGGUGGCUCUGGCGGCGCGCCGCCGUCACUAGGCUCGUCCAUGCAGGCCGCCGCCGCUGCGUACCAUCUCAAGACUUCAGCGGCGUCUUCGCCGUACGCCGCUGUCAACAGCAUCGGGCUGAUGGACUCGCUGCAGACCAGCAUGGGCUGUUACCCGACAGCAGCUAGCCAGAACUACCACCAUCAUCAUUCCACCACGUUGUCCCUGUUCAAUCACCGUACACAACACAAUUACAGCACAAAACUUGUGGACUGUGUUGGAAACCCAAGAAAGCAACGGCGUGAACGAACCACGUUCACCCGGACGCAGUUGGACGUGCUGGAAACGUUGUUCGCCAAAACUCGAUAUCCAGACAUAUUCAUGCGUGAAGAGGUGGCUCUGAAGAUCAACUUGCCCGAAUCAAGAGUACAGGUGUGGUUCAAGAACCGGAGGGCCAAGUGCCGACAACAAGUGAAACAGAACCAACAGCAGCACCACAACGGCACGGGAACGGACAAGACGGCGUCGUCUAGAAACAACUCGACCGGCAACAACGGUCCAAAAUCGUCGGGGAAAUCGUCCGGCGGCGGUGGCAACGCGCCGGUCAACAACAACAACAAAAUGUCACCGACAAUAAACGGCGGCGUAGGCGGCGGCGGCGGCGGCGUGGGUGGCGGCGGCGUUACGAGUUCGACGGCCGGCAACUCGCCCGUGUCUACCGGCACGUCGCUUUCGUCCAGUCGGCAGUCGCCGCCCGGCGGCGGUUCGUCGUACAUCAAGCCGAUACUGAGCGGCACGCCGCCCAUACAGCCGCCGCCUUCCGUGUACCACCCGAGUUCCGGCGGCGGUGGUAAUACGCCAGGAUCGAUAUGGAGCCCCGCCAUCACGGAACCACCACCGGGACUGGUGGACUUGCACCACCACAAUACCAGGUCGUCUCCAGUAGGCUCUAGCGGAGGCUACUCGACCAACGGCAGUACUGGUGGUAAUUGCUAUUCGUCGCAUCAUCACCAUCACCAACCGCAUCAUCACCAUCCGCACCACCAUCACGCGGCGGCGCAUCAUCACCAGAACUACGGCGGUUACUACUCGAACAUGGACUAUCUGGCGCCACCGCCUACAAUGUCGUCACAUCAAACAGCUGAGAACGGUUCAGAGUCGGCUUGGGUGAAGCGCGAGGACACGUCGUCGUGGUUUUACAACUCGGCGGGCUGGGAACGCAAGUAAACAACCGGAACCAGGGCCGGAGCUGUCGCACGCCGCCACUUAUGUUUUUCCGCGACGUUGCCGCCCGUCAGUCGUGGGCAGAGAUGUAUCUCUUCACGCGGCGGCUUAUAAUAUUUUAUAAGUUCUUGUAAAUAAAUUAUCAUAUUCGCGCUGAUGCCGAAGACGACGCUGGCAAACACACAACAACUGCCGGAAAACCACACAUAAAUACACAUGAAUGAUCAAUAUGCCGACACAUCAUAUUAUUUCGACUCGUGUGCACACGUCAAACAUCUGUAGAAUAUUACGAUAAUAUAGUGUAUAAUAAUAUUUUAUUCAGUGAGUACGCGUGCGUUUACUGCGUCGGUCCGUAAAUCGAUAUAUCGACGAUAAGAAGUAAAUUCAAGCAGAAUAUCAAGAAAACAGCUCUAAUUCAGUAUAUUAUACUAGUAUAUUAAUUAUUAAUAUGUUAUCGUAUUUAAUAUAGUGUGUGCGUGUAAGCGGUAACGCGUAUAAUAUGACGUGUAAUCAUUCACGUAGUGCAGUGAAACCUCUCUCGCAUACCUACAUUAAAUUAAUGAGAUGGACUUAAUUUAUUCCACCAUUCGGUAUCCCGUGAAUAAACGCUUACAUAAAAAUAUUAUAACAUUUUGGAAAACGAUUUCUCAAGCACGUGACUCCCC